AUGUUUCCUUUAAUUAUCUUGUUCUUGCUCUGCUUUUCCAGAUUUUGUCAAGGUUUGCUCUUUUUUUUUAACAAGCUUUAAAGCGAAAAUUAAGCUUUUUUUAAAAUGAUAAUUUUGAUCUUUUCCAAUCAAACUUUAUGAUUCAAAUAUAUUUUGUAAGCUAAACUGAAAAAUUUCUUUUUGAGUGAGGUUCUCAAAAAGAAUGAAGCUCAACCGGUUCAAAUCUUGCUCCAUUUGUUCAAAAAUUAUGAAAGUGAGCCUCUUUUAAAGAAAAUUUAACGAUUUAUGUACAAUUAUUUGAAGAACUAGUAAAACAAUUUUUAACGACUUGUAACUUGGAAUCUGAAAUACUCUUCAUAUGGUCAGCUUGAGAUAAAGCCCAAUUGUUUUCGCACAACUUCUCGCUCUUAUUUUUUAAAAUUAACUUGGUCCUAAGCCAACGGCAUCAAACUUGUAGUUGAAACAUGGUUUUUAUUUACCAGGCAACACUGAAAUUCCAGUUUCGCCGACCGAAAUCACGGACAACUUUUUGGAGAGCGUUUUGAGGGCACGAAACCGAUCAGACUUCACUGUUGAAGCACCUUCGGAUGAUACAGAAAACCUCCGGCAAACCUUCCACCACACGAGUAUACCGAAACUCCGGGCUGGAAUGCAAUCUCUCAGGCAAAAAUGGGCGAGAAGACUUCAGGCGAUGCCGCCCCACAAACUCCAAGAACUCACAAAUAACGAGAAGGUAUCAUUGUCGAGGGAGGUCUUUCUAGUAGAUAAUUUGAAGUUUUCUGAAAGUUUGCUCGAACGAUCCUUGAAGGUCUAGAAAAAGGUCUAUCAUAGCUCUCGCGAAUUUUGAUUUUUUAGAAACAUCAUAACUUCACAUUAAAAUGAUCUUGUGGAUGGAUGGAUGACUCAAAAUGAAAUCUAGCAUAUUGGCUACCUUAUAAAAUUGUAAAUGGACCAUCUAAAAAUGCCCUUUUGAAAAAUAAUUAUUUUUUUGCCGAUUGAGAGUAUCAAUUCAGAAACUACGUCCGAAGCUUCGAGCGCGGGUUCAGAACCACGCUGGAACUCUUCCAGAAGUCAACCGGGCGGCUGGUCUGAACGAGUUACUUUAUCAAGGAGACAUGGUCCUCACAGAGUAUUGAUUAUACUUUAUUCUUGAAAUUUCUUUCAUUUCAAGAAGCCAACUUCAAAUCAUAACCGAAGCUCAAGACGAAGAUACGGCUCGGGAGAAAAGACAAGCCUACAGGUUUAUCGAUUUUAUCGAAAACACAAAAAUCGAUCGUUUCCAAAAUUUCAACAUAUUAAAACGAUUUGAAGGGAUCGCUACUACCCAUCUACCACCUGGGGAUCCACGGCUUACUACUAUUUCGAUUCGUCGGCCAGUUAGUUUUUUUUUCAGCGUGUCUAUCAAAAAGUUAUUGUACUUUUUCACAUAACAGUAAGCCUAUUCAAAAAAAAGACAAGAAAAUGAUCCUAGAGCUUUUUCGAAUAUUCAACCUCUUUCUUUGCUUUUUGAAUGCACUAUUUCUGAUAAAAUGAGAUCAGACUUCAACUUUCCAUCUUUUCGAGACCUCAUUAACGCCAUGUUUCGGUUUCAUCUCAACUUUUCACUGGAAUCCGAAAUUUACAGCUCCGAAAGUGAGAGCCGCCUUCAAGGCAGCCGUUUCAUUUUGGCAGAAUAAUACUUGUAUCAACAUCAUUGAAAGCCCCACAGGUUUCUAUAUCCUCCAUUUUUCUCAAUUCAGUCCUUCUAAUUCUAGCAAUCAACAGAAUACGAGUUUUCAAAGGCCAAGGAUGUUAUUCGUACGUCGGACGGAUCACAGGCGUCCAGGAUUUAUCCCUAGGACCUGGUUGUGAAGAAGUUGGUCCGAAGUACGUUCUCCUAACAACGUUUGUCUAGUUUGGAACUGCGGCUCACGAACUGGGACAUGCUCUCGGAUUUUUCCACACACAGUCCCGCUACGACCGGGAUCAAUACCUUUCCAUUAAUUUGAACAAUAUUGAGGUUUUUUUUCCUUUUCCUGCAUUUUAAGUUUCUUUUUUUUAAUCAGUUAUUAUGAAUCUUUUUGGAAACUUUUUAGGCCAGUUAUAUUGAACAAUUCGAUAAGGAGACAUCCUCGACCAACUACAACUAUGGAAUGCCCUAUGACUACGGAUCUAUCAUGCAAUAUGGAGCGACCAGGUGAAUUUUCGAGGAUCUUCUCCGAUGUUGACCUCUCUUUCAUUAAGAACAGCCUAGCCCAGCGGUCAACGUUUUAAUCUCGAAAAUUCACUAUGAAAGUUUGGAUUCUUUAUCUACAAAGUUUAUUUUGCCAUUUUCGAAACGAAAGAUCCGUUGACGAAAAACCCGCUCUUGAGUAUUCAAUGACCUGUUCCGUUUUUUGCAUUUCAUAAUUUGAAAGAAGUUUGGCUGAAAAUCAAACGGAGAAACUUACAAGGGGACGUUUUUCGUCCCCCGUUGAACUUUUGAUGAAACUUGUCUGAAUUUAUUCUAGGACUUUCUGAUUCCAGAACAAGAAAAACAUUUCUUGCAAUAAAUUUUUGUUUUAAAGUAAUGAGUCUUCAACACUCGUAAAUUACAAAGACACUGGAAAAAGCUUUACUCGAAAGGUUUGAAGCUUCAUAACUCGGAAACAAAAUCUAUUGCGAGAUAUUUUUUCCUUGUUUUACCAAGAGGCCCUUUUUAGCCAAGUUUCAUCAAAAGUUCAACUUUUGAUGAAUAAAAAAGAGAACCAAAAACCUUGUUAGAAAAGAAAAACUAAAAAAUUUAAAUAUUUUCAGCGCAUCCUUCAACGAAAAACCUACGAUGGUUGCCAAGGACACGGAAUAUCAGGAUACGAUGGGCUCGGACGUCGUCUCAUUCUACGACGUUUCUAUGAUGAACGAACAUUACAAGUGCAAAGGUUGGAUUCAUUAUCACUGCGAAAAGACUCAUUCUUUCUGAAAAUUUGAGAAAAGAAGAGAAUACAGUUUUCUGUAAGUUUUUCCAGCUCUCAUUAGUUAACUAGUUACCAACUGGCAGCCUGUUUGCAGAAUUUGUGUCCUGGGCUUAAUUCCCACCGGAGGAGAAUUUUUUCUUGAAGAAAGAUUAACAUCUUACCAUUUUUAGUAGAAAAUAUGAAGAUGAGUCACUGCGGCUCUCGUCAGAUCGGAAAUGGCAACCAAGAGUACAUAGGCAAAGUCGGAAGGACCUUUCGAGGGUCCAUAAAGGUCCAUAGAAAUGUUCCUUUCAGGGUGGUGAAGGCUCCUUUUUUUGCUGCCUUUUUGCUCCAUUUUCUCAGCCCUUAUGCACCAUUUUUGCUGCCUCUCCCUUUGUCCACCAUUUCUCGAGCCUUUAAAAUUCCAGAAAAAUGGAAGGCUCGAUAAAGGGAGUCUCUUUGUUGCCUUUCGCUGCCUUUUUGCUGGCGUUCUGCGGCCUUUUUUGAGCCUCUCCCGUUUAGCGGCCAUUAUCCACCAUUCCGACUUUGCCCGAGGUAGUGACUAGGGACCUGUAUUGGGAAAGUUGCAACCUAGGUUCUUUACCUACCGGAGAGAACAUUUCUUUUGCCAUUUUUUCUUUUAAAUAUCUCGCCUUUCCCAUUUUCAGUCGUUUCGACUUUUUCUCGUCGAUUUACAGAGCUAUGCCCUCCGUUAACGUCGGCCAAAUGCGCCAACGGAGGCUUCCCAAACGCCCGAGACUGUAGCACUUGCAUCUGUCCUUCUGGCUACGGCGGUCUCCUCUGCGACAGCCGGGUAUAGCCGAACUUUGCUACUUCUAAAAGAACAUCGAUGAGUUCCUAGCCUUCCGGCUGCGGCUCUACCUUGGCCGCCGGCAGCUCUUGGCAGUCCUUCACGGACAAAGUCGGGGAAGGCGGCUCCAAAUUGAGAGAUCUUCACAGCUCCUGCAACUACUGGAUUCAAGUAAGUCCCGAUUCGAGCUGUCUUUCUGAUCAGAAGAUUUCAUGGACCUCCAAACACCGUACUGGAAGUGAGGAUAAGUGACCUGAACUCCUUGCCGAUCGACGGCUGCAUUUUCGGUGGAAUCGAAAUCAAGACUCAUGCCGAUCAGAAGCUGACUGGAUACCGGUCAUUUGUCUUGAUCUCAGUCCUAAAACUCGACGAACUCGUUCAGAUAUUGCUCAACGGCAGACAAAGGCACAGUUUUACGAUCUUCGUCGAAUUUGGUACCUGUAAUUACCUACAACCGGUAUAUGUAUACAACAACUACGUUGCAGUAUCGAGCGAGUUGGUUUCUUUCAUUUUUGAGAUGAAUGAAACGUUCGCGAAUAACUUUUCUGAUCGAAUAUAAGUUCUUAGAUUCGUAGAAACUUGAAAAGUUGAACUCAGUAAUAAAAUUAUUCUAACUCAAUUGAAUAAAUGUCAUUAGGCUCCCUACAAGAGAGGUAGUUAUACUCGAAAUUUUACAAUUUUUUUCAAAAUUUGAUUGAUAUAUUCUUUGAACUGAAUAAAGAAUGAGAUGAAGAUCCUGAAAGCCUUAACUUUAAAAAAAAUUUUAAUUUUUUUCAGAAAGGGCUUCUCAAGUUUUUCAAAUAUCCAUUAGGUCCAAAUUUGAGACAUUUUGCUCGAAAAUUUUGACUGUGACUCAUUCUUUAUUCAGUGUAAAAAGAAGUAGUUUCAGCCGAUUUUCAGAAAAUCCCUGGAUUUAGAAAAAAUGGACUUACGAAUUAUUCUCACAAUUUCAGCCAAUUAUGACUUUAAAGAAAAAAAGAUGUUUUUAAAGUUUCCGCGAAUGAUUCAAUGACUAGAACGGUUCUACCAGCGCCACCAUGCCAAGAUUUGCAUCCAAAGUCAGUUAUUUUCAUUUUCUUCAAGUUUCAAUCCCAUUUCAGCUGUCCAGCCUUUGUUCUGAACGGUUUCUGCUUCAGUCCCUUCUAUUCUCCGAACGCAAGACGCUACUACUGCACAAAGUCCUGUAAUCUAUGCUGA
Molecule: messenger RNA, 4920 nt
Organism: Caenorhabditis auriculariae
Lineage: Eukaryota; Metazoa; Nematoda; Chromadorea; Rhabditida; Rhabditidae
Source: the annotation of a GenBank genome assembly